UUUCGCACACAAUUACGAUUCACUAUUUUUUGCCAGUUUUGGCGUUUGAAAUUAAAAGUGUGCUGCCAACAAUAUCAAUUAUACCAAGAUGAAUUUAUUCGAACAUGUAAAGCACCUUCAUGACUGUGAACUCUACAACGACUUGAAGCAUCUGGCUUCUAUAGCCAUGUCGCUCUGUGACAACAACCCUGACAGUGAGGUGAUGAACCUCUCACAGAAAUACCAGUGUACCGUGUUCUAUGGGAACGCGCUGUAUCAUCUACAGGAGUACCACAAGGCAGAGGAUAUUUACAAGAAAGCUCUACAUCUCAGAAAGGCAAUAAACAAAGAGAAAGUGAAAGACAAACCCUCAUCAAGCUUCGAACUUACUGACGAGGUGGAGGUGAAGUACAAAAUAUACGAGUGUCUGAUGGCGACCAAACAGUGUAGGGAGGCCAUGGUGAUGUUACAAGGAAUAAGUUCCAAACAGAGGACCCCCAAAAUCAACCUCGCCCUAGCCAAACUGUACAUCAGGGUGGGUAUGGACCGCUCGGCCAUCACCAGCUACAAAGAGGUUCUCAGGGAGUGUCCCCUGGCUUUGGAGGCAAUGACAGGCCUGAUGUCCCUGGGGGUGAAAGGACCUGACGUAGCAGCCCUGGUGAUGAAUGGAGCCCCCAACACCUCGGACUGGUUGUCGCUGUGGAUAAAAGGUCAGGCCCAGCUGUCACAGAGAGACUACAUGUCCUCCAUAGCGACGCUCUCCUCACUUGACAACCAGUCCUAUCUCCGUGACAACACCCAGCUCCUCAACAGUCUGGCGGAGGCCAAGUUCUGUGACAGCCAGUACACACAGGCCCUGGCCCUGUUCCAGCGGAUCCAUGCCCUUGACCCGAUGCAAAUGACUAACAUGGACUUGUAUUCCUACCUGCUGGCAAAAGACAGAAAGGUCAAGGAUCUCCUAAAACUCUCUCAGCAAUUACUGAAGAUCACAGAGCAGUCCGCAGAACCCUGGAUCUCCCUCGGAUACUACUGCCUAGCAACCAGAAAGGUCUCCAAGACCAUAUACUUCGCUCAGAAGGCAAACACACUUGACCCAUACAACAUCGAGGCCUUCCUGUUGAAGGGGACAGCACUCCUGGAGCUCAAGAAAGUUGACGAUGCCACGCCCCACAUGAAGGAGGCCCUUAGACUGGCCCCACACAGAUACGAGGCCUACACAGGUCUUAUCCAGUGUUACAUGGCUCUAUACAGACACAGAGAAGCCCUGACUUGGGCCGGUAAAGCCAUCAAGACACUGGGCACCACAGCACGGACGCUUACACUGUAUGCCUCUGUGCUUGCCAAGACACCAACAGUGAUUGCGAAGGCUAAACCAUACUUGGAGAAAGCGAUGAAGUUGGACCCGUCGUUUUUGGAGGCGGUUUAUAUCAUGGUGGAGAUUCUGGGGCAGGAACAGCAGUAUGAUAAAGGAAUUGAAAUAUUACGCAAGCAGCUGGAAACUCACAGUACAUGUCGACUUCAUCAGAUGUUGGCAGAAUUUCUUACUCAGACCCAUGAACAUCAAGAAGCUCUGGACCAGUUUAGUAUAGCUUUGAGUUUGGACCCGUCCAAUGUGAGAGUUAGAGAGGGAAUGGAGAGGGUGGAGAAACAGAACGACAUGGGGCUGGAGAGUGCCUAUGACGUGGGGGUGGAGGACAUGGAAAACAGUGAGGAGGAGGAGGAAUUUGAGGGCAGUGAUGUGGAGAGUGCCUGGUCCGACACAGAGUUUAGCUGAUCCAACAGACACUCACAGAACUCAGCGCAUCCACCGACCAUCCACAGACGUCAUCAGAACUCAGCUGAUUGGCUGGUUGGUACUGGCGAGAUCUCAGGGGCGUGAACUGACAGUGUGUGUUCCUAGAGUUGGGCUGAGUUUUAUUCAGUCCUCCAUCAGCUGUCACUGACAGUACCCAGUACUGUAUCUGCACUAUUCAGUCCUCCAUCAGCUGUCACUGACAGUACCCAGUACUGUAUCUGCACUAUUCAAUAGAAUAAAUCUUAGCACUGCUCAGUGUGGAUCAUGUGAUGAUCAAAGACUGCGUGCUGUGUAUGAUUUGUAAAUACAUGUAUGUAUAUACUGACUGGUAAUUGUUAACUGGAUCAUUCCGUGAGACUAGUUUUGUGUUAGACUUGUACAUGUGCUUUGUGCUGUGAUAUGUUUCAGAUAAACUCAUUUUUAUAGCAUUUUGUUCAAAUUUCAAAGAACUUCAAAAGGAAUUCAGGCUACAGAGAAAUUUGAUCAUUCCGAAUAUUAAUUCUUCUGCAUUUUUUGGGUGAUCUAUUUCCAUUGGUCUUCACCAGUCGUCAUUCGUUAACAAUUUUACAUUUUUAACUUCAUUUGUAAACUACAAGGCCAAUUGUUAACAUUUUUGGUUUGAAGCAUCUCUUGGAUAAGAGGAAUCUAGAUUACGUUUAUAAACUUACCAUCCCCGAUCCCUCAUUGGCAGAGACAAAUAUGCUUUUCAAAAAAAGACCAAAUUUCUUUACUCCGACACAUAUGGAGGUUAACACUUAUGGUAAUGCUACUUAGGCUUCUUGUUUUCUGAUAAUACUUGUAUUUCAUGUGUUUAUAAAUAUCAAAUAUGGGCCCUUGUUUAAUGCAAUCUAUAUAUUAGAUGAUUACAUUUAUGAAAGUUUGAACACUUUUUGGAUGACGUUUUAUUAUUCACUGUUCUUUUACUAACUAUAUAUUAAUUAUAAUUAAGUCAGCAAGUCUUUUAAGGAACCUUUUAACACUCCAACACUCAAGGAAUAACUUGGUACUUUGUGCAGAGUUAUCUACCAUGGAUAACUGAAACUUACAUACUGCUGAAUGCAUUGUUAGCCAUUUUAAUAAAAUAUUGAUAUAUUUAAUAUCUACAUACAGACUUGUGUUCCUGCUGAUAAAUAUCUACAUACAGACGAUAAGAACAUCACCCUUGUUGAAGCUGUAGAUAUUUAUUUGGAAAAUUAAACAUACGUCUUUGAAAUAGCAAUUAUUUUUUCACAAAAUUCUAAAAAUUUAUAAAAAAGUGUUUGUCAAAUACACAGUUGUCAAAUAAUGACACAUUUAUUUCAUCAAUGUGGUUAAGCACAUUUUUUUUUCUCUGGAUAGAUUCCACAUGGAUCUACAAGUAUCUAGAAGUGUUAUGAAUAUACAUGACUGAAAUUGUGUUUUUAAAGUUGGCAAUGCAGAAAUAAAUAUGUUAUUUUUGUAUUUGAGAUGAGGUGGGAGAUGAAUUACAAUGUCAUGCAUUUGAUGUUUGAUAUGCCUAUCCAUAGCUUUACCAAACACCAGUUCAGUUCAGUUCAUUUAUUCGCUCAAAACCAUUUCAAACAUAUGGUACAUGAGGACAAAAAAUAACAUUAAAAUAUACAUAUAAAUUAUAAAUUGGUCAGAGGUAAACAUAUAUAAAUAUAAAGGUUAGAGAGUUAGGAAAAGUUAUACAUAAUGAAACACCAACGGUUAUCAGUGUUGACAACUCGUUUAUUCAUAUAUAAUACUAAUUAAAUUUAUUGUUAAUUGAUUAUUGAGAGCAUUAGAUCUCCAGGUCCAUGGUCAGACUGUCCUGUAUUUUCUCUAAUUGCAUGUGUUCGUUAAUUAUUUGAGUAUUUUGUUUGCAGAUAUUUUUUGGCAAUGUGCAUGUAUUUGCUGUUAUAGAAAUAAUUUUUUUAUCAAUUUUACUUCUAUCUGCUCAUACAAUUUAUAUCUGUAUGUAAAAUUAUUUUUUAUACAAUUAGAAAUAAAAUCCUAAUGUCAAAUAACUGUUUUCAAAGAUGGCAUUGUGAAUAAAAAGUACAAAUCAAUC
Molecule: messenger RNA, 3806 nt
Organism: Magallana angulata
Lineage: Eukaryota; Metazoa; Mollusca; Bivalvia; Ostreida; Ostreidae
Product: anaphase-promoting complex subunit 7-like
Exons: 17
Coding region: 89-1753 (554 amino acids)
Biological process (GO): cell division
Molecular function (GO): protein binding
Source: RefSeq, a predicted model, not a curated record